AUGAGAAGUGAUCUGGUGAGCCUGAAGAUCCCGGAGCAGUUCCGUCACGCCAUCUGGAAGGGCAUCCUGGACUACCGGCAGCUGCACGACUUCUCCUCCCCACCGCACCUCCUGCGCACGCCCAGCGGCGCCUCCACGGUCAGCGUGGGCUCCAGCGAGGCCCGGGGCGAGCGGGUGAUCGACGCCGUGCGCUUCACGCUCCGCCAGACAAUCUCCUUCCCUCCCCGCGACGAUUGGAACGACUUCAACUUCGACCUGGAUGCGCGCCGGAACAAGCAGCAGCGCAUCAAAGAGGAAGGGGAGUGA
This is a messenger RNA of Thamnophis sirtalis, 306 nucleotides long. Lineage: Eukaryota; Metazoa; Chordata; Lepidosauria; Squamata; Natricidae. The record is from RefSeq and is a predicted model, not a curated record.